UGGGGGUGGACGUGUUUGUGUUGUUUUUUUUGGAUACACCUGUGGACAAAAUUAUUACGAUUUUGAGUCGUUUUUAUAGCCGAAAUAUUUAAUUAUUGCUCGAAAUUAUUAGCGAAUUAUGUGUUCGGUGGUGUAACUCUCAUUUGUACGUUUUCCGAACUUUCUAACAAAUGGCAAAUCUUGUUUUAACAUGUUUUCGAAGCUGUUUCGAAAACAGUGGAUUUCAUACCACUCAAGUCAGCGAAAAAGACCACAAUCCUAUAUGCUUGGAUAAUAAUUAUAUGGGACACGAAGUAGUUAUUAUUAAAGAUGGAAUUCGAGCUUGUGGAAGCGGUGGUGUAUUGGGCAAUGCUCCAUUGGUGCAAAGUAAAUCAUAUUUCGAAGUAAAACUACAGCAAUCUGGUAUUUGGGGCGUUGGUUUAGCUACGAGAAAUGCUAACCUAAAAGUUACUCCAGGAGGUAACGAUCCAGAAUCAUGGGUAUUCUGUUACGAUGGUGUUUUGAGACACAAUAAAAAAGAAUUGCAAGGAGUUACCAAACGAGCUACCGAAGGAGAUGUAAUUGGCGUAUCUUUCGAUCACAUCGAGCUAAAUUUCUACAUUAAUGGGGUCUGUCUUGAAGCGCCUAUUACUGGCAUUAGAGGUACCGUUUAUCCGGUCAUUUUUGUCGACGACGGUGCGAUAAUGGAUAUUAUCUUGGAUAACUUUAUUUACUCACCUCCGAGUGGAUUUCAGAAAAUUAUGAUAGAGCAGUCUUUAUUGUGAGGUGCGAACGAUCUGGGAUUUUUAUUUUAUUUUAUAAGAUCUGUUGAAUGUGUCUGUUGUUUUAUUGUUUUAUGUACCUAUUUUUAAACGCAAUAUUAUUAAUUUGGUUGAUGGUUGAUUACUCGAGUAAUCUGCGUUUUAUUUGUUCUAACUUUUUAAUGGAUAUCAGAAUAAUUGCGAAAUUUAUAAAAGACAAGAAUAUACCUAUGAAACAUGCAUACUUAAUUAUAAUGUGAUUAUCGAAAAUUAUGUGCAACUAUAUGAUAUCGACGAUUAAUUGUUUAUGUAUGUGCAUUUAAUGAUAUUUUUAAUUUGCUAGGGAGUAAGCAUCACAACGAUACGUACGUAGUCACGUACUUAAUAUUUAUUUUGACGUAAUUUUACUUUUUAUACUCAUUAAAAUGAUUAAUCUGCAAGGAACUGAAUGCCUCGUUAUCAUUUUAACAAUAUGACUAGUCUAAAAGUAUAGUAUUAUUUUUUUUUUUGUAAAUAUGUACUAUAUUUUAAAACCAAUGCAAUGUAUAUUUUUUGUUAAAAAUUUAAUAAAUUAUACUACGAGUGGGGAAA
Messenger RNA from Planococcus citri (citrus mealybug), 1331 nucleotides. Its product is annotated as SPRY domain-containing protein 7. Gene Ontology annotation, molecular function: protein binding. The coding region runs from base 171 to 764 and encodes 197 amino acids. The record is from RefSeq and is a predicted model, not a curated record. The transcript has 5 exons. NCBI's taxonomy places the organism in Eukaryota, Metazoa, Arthropoda, Insecta, Hemiptera, Pseudococcidae.